Molecule: messenger RNA, 4803 nt
Organism: Passer domesticus (house sparrow)
Lineage: Eukaryota; Metazoa; Chordata; Aves; Passeriformes; Passeridae
Product: zinc finger protein 850-like
Exons: 13
Source: RefSeq, a predicted model, not a curated record
AUGGAGAAGAAGGCUGCGAGGAAGAGGAAGAUGUCUCAGGACCACCAGGUAGACAGGAAGCUGAGGACGGAGACCAGAGAGGACAAAUCUCCACAGCAGAACCUCGUGGAAGAAGCAGUUUUGAAGGACUCCAUGGCACAGGAAUCGAACAGGGAGGUGGUCCAGGAGCAGCUUCAUGAUGGGGAGAAAUCACACAAGUGCUUGGAGUGUGGGAAGAGCUUCAGGCAGAGCAGCACCCUGAUCCGCCACCAGAUGAUCUACACUGGGGAAUGGGCCUAUGAGUGUGGGGAGUGUGGGAAGGGCUUCAGCUACAGCUCAGAACUCGUCAGGCACCAACGCAUCCACACUGGGGAGAGGCCCUAUGAGUGUCCCCAGUGUCAGAAGAGGUUUCAGACCAGCUCCAAUCUCCUCCGGCAUGAGCGGAUUCACACAGAUGAGAGGCCCUUCCGCUGCUCUGACUGCGGGAAGGGCUUCAACCGCAACUCCAAUCUCAUCAGACACCGGCGCAUCCACACUGGGGAGAGGCCCUACGAGUGUGGGGAGUGUGGGAAGGGCUUCAGCUGCAGCUCAAAACUUGUCAGGCAUCAACGCAUCCACACUGGGGAGAGGCCCUACGAGUGUCCUGAGUGCCAGAAGAGGUUUCACACCAGCUCGAAUCUCCUCUGCCACCAGCGGAUUCACACAGAUGAGAGGCCCUUCCACUGUUCUGACUGUGGGAAGAGCUUCAAGUACAACUCCUACCUCAUGAAGCACCAGCGCAUCCACACUGGGGAGAAGCCCUACCAGUGUCCCCAGUGUGGGAAGAGGUUUCACAUGAGCUCCAAUCUCCUCCAGCACCAGCGGAUUCACACAGAUGAGAGGCCCUUCCGCUGCUCUGACUGCGGGAAGGGCUUCAACUGCAACUCCCACCUUGUCACCCACCGGCGUAUCCACACUGGGGAGAGGCCCUACGAGUGUCCCCAGGGUGGACAGAGCUUCAGCCAGGGCUUGGAGAUGGUGGUCCAUGAGCAGCUUCCUGAUGGGGAGAAGCCCUACAAGUGCUUGGAGUGUGGGAAGAGCUUCAGGCAGAGCAGCACCCUGAUCAGCCACCAGAUGAUCCACACUGGGGAAUGGGCCUACGAGUGUGGGGAAUGUGGGAAGGGCUUCAGCUGCAGCUCAAAACUUGUCAGGCAUCAACGCAUCCACACUGGGGAGAGGCCCUACGAGUGUCCUGAGUGCCAGAAGAGGUUUCACACCAGCUCAAAUCUCCUCUGCCACCAGCGGAUUCACACAGAUGAGAGGCCCUUCCACUGUUCUGACUGUGGGAAGAGCUUCAAGUACAACUCCUACCUCAUGAAGCACCAGCGCAUCCACACUGGGGAGAGGCCCUACGAGUGUCCCCAGUGUGGGAAGAGGUUUCACAUGAGCUCCAAUCUCCUCCAGCACCAGCGGAUUCACACAGAUGAGAGGCCCUUCCGCUGCUCUGACUGCGGGAAGGGCUUCAACCGCAACUCCCACCUCGUCACCCACCGGCAUAUCCACACUGGGGAGAGGCCCUACGAGUGUCCCCAGUGUGGACAGAGCUUCAGCCAGGGAUCAGAGCUGGUGGUCCAUGAGCAGCUUCAUGAUGGGGAGAAGCCCUACAAGUGCUUGGAGUGUGGGAAGAGCUUCAGGCAGAGCAGCACCCUGAUCCGCCACCAGAUGAUCCACACUGGGGAAUGGCCCUACGAGUGUGGGGAGUGUGGGAAGGGCUUCAGCUGCAGCUCAAAACUCGUCAGGCACCAACGCAUCCACACUGGGGAGAGGCCCUAUGAGUGUCCCCAGUGUCAGAAGAGGUUUCAGACCAGCUCCAAUCUCCUCCGGCAUGAGCGGAUUCACACAGAUGAGAGGCCCUUCCGCUGCUCUGACUGCAGGAAGGGCUUCAACCGCAACUCCAAUCUCAUCAGACACCGGCGCAUCCACACUGGGGAGAGGCCCUACAAGUGUCCCCAGGGUGGGAAGAGCUUCAGACAGAGCUCUCAUUUGAGCAGACACCAACACAGUCACCAGUAAGGGAAGACAUGCAAAUGCUGCAACUGUGGACAGAGCUUCAGCCAGGGAUCGGAGCUGGUGGUCCAGGAGCAGCUUCAUGAUGGGGAGAAAUCACACAAGUGCUUGGAGUGUGGGAAGAGCUUCAGGCAGAGCAGCACCCUGAUCCGCCACCAGAUGAUCUACACUGGGGAAUGGGCCUAUGAGUGUGGGGAGUGUGGGAAGGGCUUCAGCUACAGCUCAGAACUCGUCAGGCACCAACGCAUCCACACUGGGGAGAGGCCCUAUGAGUGUCCCCAGUGUCAGAAGAGGUUUCAGACCAGCUCCAAUCUCCUCCGGCAUGAGCGGAUUCACACAGAUGAGAGGCCCUUCCGCUGCUCUGACUGCGGGAAGGGCUUCAACCGCAACUCCAAUCUCAUCAGACACCGGCGCAUCCACACUGGGGAGAGGCCCUACAAGUGUCCCCAGGGUGGGAAGAGCUUCAGACAGAGCUCUCAUUUGAGCAGACACCAACACAGUCACCAGGGAGAAAAGCCCUACAAGUGCUUGGAGUGUGGGAAGAGCUUCAGGCAGAGCAGCACCCUGAUCCGCCACCAGAUGAUCCACACUGGGGAAUGGGCCUACGAGUGUGGGGAGUGUGGGAAGGGCUUCAGCUGCAGCUCAAAACUUGUCAGGCAUCAACGCAUCCACACUGGGGAGAGGCCCUACGAGUGUCCUGAGUGCCAGAAGAGGUUUCACACCAGCUCGAAUCUCCUCUGCCACCAGCGGAUUCACACAGAUGAGAGGCCCUUCCACUGUUCUGACUGUGGGAAGAGCUUCAAGUACAACUCCUACCUCAUGAAGCACCAGCGCAUCCACACUGGGGAGAAGCCCUACCAGUGUCCCCAGUGUGGGAAGAGGUUUCACAUGAGCUCCAAUCUCCUCCAGCACCAGCGGAUUCACACAGAUGAGAGGCCCUUCCGCUGCUCUGACUGCGGGAAGGGCUUCAACUGCAACUCCCACCUUGUCACCCACCGGCGUAUCCACACUGGGGAGAGGCCCUACGAGUGUCCCCAGGGUGGACAGAGCUUCAGCCAGGGCUUGGAGAUGGUGGUCCAUGAGCAGCUUCCUGAUGGGGAGAAGCCCUACAAGUGCUUGGAGUGUGGGAAGAGCUUCAGGCAGAGCAGCACCCUGAUCAGCCACCAGAUGAUCCACACUGGGGAAUGGGCCUACGAGUGUGGGGAAUGUGGGAAGGGCUUCAGCUGCAGCUCAAAACUUGUCAGGCAUCAACGCAUCCACACUGGGGAGAGGCCCUACGAGUGUCCUGAGUGCCAGAAGAGGUUUCACACCAGCUCAAAUCUCCUCUGCCACCAGCGGAUUCACACAGAUGAGAGGCCCUUCCACUGUUCUGACUGUGGGAAGAGCUUCAAGUACAACUCCUACCUCAUGAAGCACCAGCGCAUCCACACUGGGGAGAGGCCCUACGAGUGUCCCCAGUGUGGGAAGAGGUUUCACAUGAGCUCCAAUCUCCUCCAGCACCAGCGGAUUCACACAGAUGAGAGGCCCUUCCGCUGCUCUGACUGCGGGAAGGGCUUCAACCGCAACUCCCACCUCGUCACCCACCGGCAUAUCCACACUGGGGAGAGGCCCUACGAGUGUCCCCAGUGUGGACAGAGCUUCAGCCAGGGAUCAGAGCUGGUGGUCCAUGAGCAGCUUCAUGAUGGGGAGAAGCCCUACAAGUGCUUGGAGUGUGGGAAGAGCUUCAGGCAGAGCAGCACCCUGAUCCGCCACCAGAUGAUCCACACUGGGGAAUGGCCCUACGAGUGUGGGGAGUGUGGGAAGGGCUUCAGCUGCAGCUCAAAACUCGUCAGGCACCAACGCAUCCACACUGGGGAGAGGCCCUAUGAGUGUCCCCAGUGUCAGAAGAGGUUUCAGACCAGCUCCAAUCUCCUCCGGCAUGAGCGGAUUCACACAGAUGAGAGGCCCUUCCGCUGCUCUGACUGCAGGAAGGGCUUCAACCGCAACUCCAAUCUCAUCAGACACCGGCGCAUCCACACUGGGGAGAGGCCCUACAAGUGCCAUGAUUGUGGACAGAGCUUCAGGCAGAGCUCAAAGCUGUUCUCCCAUGAGCAGCUUCAUGAUGGGGAGAAGCCCUAUAAGUGCUUGGAGUGUGGGAAGAGCUUCAGGCAGAGCUCCCACCUCCUCUGCCACCAGAUGAUCCACACUGGGGAAUGGGCCUACGAGUGUGGGGAAUGUGGGAAGGGCUUCAGGUGCAGCUCAGAACUCGUGAGGCACGAACGCAUCCACACUGGGGAGAAGCCCUAUGAGUGUCCCGAGUGCCAGAAGAGGUUUGCCACCAGCUCCAAUCUCCUCCUGCAUGAGCAGAUUCACACCAAGGAGAAGCCCUUCCGCUGCCCUGACUGCAGGAAGGGCUUCAAGAACAACUCCAACCUCAUCAGACACCGGCGCAUCCACACCAGGGAGAGGCCCUACAAGUGUCCCCAGUGUGGGAAGAAGUUUCAGACCAGCUCCAAUCUCCUCCUGCAUGAGCGGAUUCACACCGAGGAGAGGCCCUUCUGCUGCCCUGACUGCGGGAAGGGCUUCAAGCACAACUCGACCCUCAUCACCCACCGGCGCAUCCACACUGGGGAGAGGCCCUACGAGUGUCCCCAGUGUGGGAAGAGCUUCACCCAGAGCUCUCACUUGACCCAACACCGACGGAGGCACCAGUAAGGGAAGCCCUGCAAAUGCCGUAGUUGCAGGAAGAGCUUCAUGCCCAGUUGCAGCUUCAUCCCCCGUUGUAAGACCCAUGUUGGG